AAAUGAAAAAGGUGAAGCCUGCAGAUCACAGGUGCUUCUGCAGAAACAAACAAAUAAGGAAAAAUCAGCAACAUGCUAAUUUGAUUAAUAGGCUGCCUUGGUGCGUUCAGGGACAGUUUGCACGGUAGGACAAAACCUCCCUGCUCGUCGCUGCUCCACUGAUCGAGUGCCUCCUGCCCCACAGCCCGGAUCUGAUCGUCACACAGAGGUUUCCCCCCCUGCUGCAUGCGUAACAUCUCUCCAAGUCCAUCCGUGGUGCUCACCGAGACCUCCGCGCCUGGAUCUCUGCUUCCCACACGGAAUACGCACGAGCCAGUCCGAGAGACCCCUCCGAGGAGAAACCGAACCACCAGGAUCCACCUUCCCCGGGUUCAGUCCGCGCAGAAACGAGCCUGGGAUUUCCUCUUAACAUUUUCAGAUUUGACAGAUCCUCUUUUUUUUUCUGUGUGCGCGCGCGCGUGUGCGUGUGUGUGUGUGUGAGUGUGUGUGUGUUGGGUGGAGUCAACCCGGAUUCUCCUAAUUGGAAAAGCAUUGGCAGAUUUUGAGCACCAUGAAGGACGGGAUCGCCAACAACAGCACGGCCAGCAUCUCCCAAGCCAGGAAAGCUGUGGAGCAGCUGAAGAUGGAGGCCUGCAUGGACAGGAUAAAGGUUUCCAAAGCAGCUGCAGACCUGAUGGCGUACUGCGACGCCCACAUACGCGAGGACCCGCUCAUCAUGCCCGUCCCCGCCUCCGAGAACCCCUUCCGGGAGAAGAAGUUCUUCUGCAGCAUCCUCUGAUGACCCGCCGGUAGAGCUGUGCGAGCGCGGGCAUGGCGUUUUCUGGCUUACCUGUCUUCACCACACCUGAAGCGACUGGCCGUAGGCGUUGAGUUGAGUUUUGCCAGGCGGACACUCUGUUGUUGGUCAGCUCUGUCCUGGUGGCUGAAGGUUUUUGGGGGGAGUCGGCUACCAAACUGGCAACCCAGUGAGCGUAUCAUGUCUUGUUAAAUAGGUUUGUUAUUGCUUUGUUAUUAGAGAACAGCCUUGCUCAGUGCUUAAUGAGAUGAGAGAUUUUCUUUUUCUUUUUCGUGCUAGAUCUUAACAUGCCUCAGGAAACAGAAAUUCGCCCAGUGUCUUUGACCUUUUUUAGCAUUUAUCCCCCUUCCUUUCACCCGAACGAAAAGGCGUCCAUCUUUGUUUUACCCGCAGGAACACUCCCGUUAGCUUCUCGUUGCUUUCAGUGAACAGGUUCGCCUAUUUGUAGCGACACUUAACUGAAAGCACCACUAAAAUUCGGCUCUUCCCUCAGUAGUGGUUUCUGUUUCAAUCUGCCUGCAGAGUCACCAACAAUUAACCCGCUCGAUUUAGUGCUGCAGCACGGAUCCAGAUCAGAGUAGAGAGACCUCGUCUCACAUAUAAAUUAUUUCACUUUGUGCAAACGGCAUCGCUAAUAAGGAGGAGGUUUCUGCACAUCAAGAUCUGCUGCAUUGAAUAAUAUUUGAUGCAAGGUGCAGAGUUAAUGUUUCAAUGAGGUCUUCAGGGUUAUCUCUGUGCAAACAGCCCUUAAGUCAAAUUUUAUUUAUGAAUCCGCUCCUCCUUUAAUGCGCUCAAUCUCUGCUGCUGUGUUUGAUUUACUCCUCAUACACUCCGCCCGCAACAAAUCACAGACUCUGGUUUCGUCCUGCAGCCUUGAAUGGAAUAUUUUCCCUCCUUCCUGCUUCGGUUUGUUUUCUGGGCAUGUUUCCUGAGCCUGAUUCUUUUUGCCUGUCCUAGAGUGAAUGGCAAGGCCUUCGACAUUAAAGCCAAACCAGAGGCCUGCAUGUUUCUCCGCUCCUUUUUGACAGCCUCCUCUGUUUCCGAGGGCCUGUCGGUCUUUUAGAGUGUACAGUAUGUUACAGUGCCAACUUCUGUGGGAGCAGCGUGAUCGUCACACUGUCGCCUCGCAGCCUUUUUUCUGUUUCUGUUUGUUUUGGAAGAAAAAGCACACUGUCCAAGAAUUUCCUUUAAAUGGUAGUUGAAUAGCAUUUGCUGAUUUUUACGAUGAAUUGUUCUGAUCGUUAUGAAUAUUGUUAUUAUGAGUAGUAUUAUGAAUAUUUGUUGCACAGCACUGACAGCUAAAUGACGUGUAGUGCUACUAAGCUUGUAUGAUAUUUAGGUAAAAACAUUUAUAAAACAUGCAAUUAUUGAUACUAUCUGAGUAUUUUUUAAAAACAAUGCUAAGGGUCGGUUUACAUAAAAUGAUCCCUGCGGUGGUUCAGGCUUUUUCAUCCUUCUUUCUGUCAAAUUUAAAGAAACCUCCUCUCGGUACUUGAACAGCCAUCGCAUUAGGAAUCAAACAGACGAAUAUUAUUGGGCUCUUUUUCAGGAUACUUACCGUCUUUAUUUCCUCUCCAAACCACCUGAGGCUCACCUCAGGGCGCUCCCUCUGACCUCAUCUGAAGGAUGGUGCCAAAUCUGAAACAAGAAAUAUUACGGCUAGAGAUGAAUAUUGCAUGGAUUUAUUUCUAUCUAUAACAGAGAGAACUACUAUGAUAUGAGAUAUUGCCUCUUCAUUGACUUUCUGGGUGCUACUCUGCACAUAUCGGGAGUUUGAUAUGUCGACGAUGUGCAGCUGUAUUCAUGAAUGGUUUAAUCGUUUUGGUAAAAUAUUAGCAUUUAAAUAGCAGGCUUUGUAAAUCCUUUGAUGGAUCAAAUGAAUUAAAGGAAACGGCAACCCAAA
Messenger RNA from Notolabrus celidotus (New Zealand spotty), 2699 nucleotides. RefSeq names its product guanine nucleotide-binding protein G(I)/G(S)/G(O) subunit gamma-4. The transcript is spliced from 3 exons. Gene Ontology annotation, biological process: G protein-coupled receptor signaling pathway. Lineage: Eukaryota; Metazoa; Chordata; Actinopteri; Labriformes; Labridae. Gene Ontology annotation, cellular component: heterotrimeric G-protein complex. The record is from RefSeq and is a predicted model, not a curated record. The coding region runs from base 551 to 778 and encodes 75 amino acids. Gene Ontology annotation, molecular function: G-protein beta-subunit binding.